Molecule: messenger RNA, 14830 nt
Organism: Dinoponera quadriceps
Lineage: Eukaryota; Metazoa; Arthropoda; Insecta; Hymenoptera; Formicidae
Gene: Pcl
Product: metal-response element-binding transcription factor 2
Exons: 10
Coding region: 702-3197 (831 amino acids)
Biological process (GO): regulation of DNA-templated transcription; chromatin organization
Cellular component (GO): nucleus
Molecular function (GO): chromatin binding; DNA binding
Source: RefSeq, a predicted model, not a curated record
UGUUACCGGCUCCGCGAUAGGUCAGACCUUGCUUCUGACGUCACUGUCCGCUCAGCCGGUGCGAGAUCUAAACCCUCCUUAACUCGGGAACGCCGUUAGUCGCUUCCAGAAAACAUCCCACGGGCACGUGAUAAACGCCGGUAUGUGAUUCCGCGUACGAAGAAAAUGAAGACACUUCUCGAGCGUUCGCGGAAACCAACGAAUCCCGCGGGUCCCUCGCCAGCCUCUCGCUACGGCCCUGCGCGCUCACGGUGCCGCCGUCGAGGUGGCGCGUUUGAGCCGCGUAGUAGUCCAGCAAGUGUUUCCCCGAACAUGGCGGACGGUGUUAGUUCGAAUUUCCACGGGACGCAAUGAACGUGCGUCGAAUCCGCCGCACGGUGAUGCCGAUCGCUGAGGGCGUGUGGUGAGAGAUCGCGCGGCCGGCCUACUACGAGGGCUGCCCGGGACGGUGGUCGUGAUCGGCGUGUGGCGGACGUGUCGCCGUGCCGAGCCCGCGGAGUCAGGCUUUUGCCGCCGCCACCGCCACCAUCGUCGUCGCCGUCGUCGUCGUCGUCGCCGCGAGUGCGCCCAGCGGAGCGAGCUCUGGCUGCGGCGGGGCCCCCAUGGUUGUGCGUAAAUGGUUGACGAAGUCGGAGAAUGAGGCCCGCACGUAGCAGCGCGUGAUCCACCACGGCCGGAAACGCUGAGAAACAGGGUAGAAAAUGUCAGAACCCGAGGAAAGCUUGGCAGCCCCGGAUAGCACCACGAGGGAACAGCGGGCCGGUUUCUCCCAUGGUGAUGACGUUCUUCUUCAACACAAAGAUGGCAAAUACUAUCUUGGCACAGUUGUGGAGGUGGACAUGGCGAGGGAAAGAUGUCUUAUCAAGUUCAUGGACAAUACAUCUUCCUGGUCCUCGUUUAAAGAGCUGACGAAGUUGGCUAUGCCAGACUCGGAUGUUAUGUGUGUUCUUUGCAAAAAAUCUCAGCCUAAGACUGACAAUGACAUUAUUGUUUGCGACAAGUGUGGCCGUGGCUAUCACCAAAUGUGUCAUCAGCCUGAAAUACCAAAACAAGACACGGGCUCAGAUACCCACUGGAUGUGUAAAAGAUGUACAGAUAGUCAGCCACGGGUGCGCGAACCUUGCGAACCAAAAACUUCUAUGGUUAAAGUAAAUAUCAGAAAAGUUUGCAGCGGUAGGGACCAACCUGAACCACCACCGGAUGACAUGACAAAGUUGCCGUAUGAUCCUAAUAUGUUAACUUGGGAUGCACAUCAUAGAGUGAACGCCGAACAAAUUUAUUGUUAUUGCGGUCUGAAUGGUGAAUGGUACGCACAGAUGUUACAGUGUGCUCGGUGUAAACAAUGGUUUCACGAAAAAUGUAUCAGAUGCUUAACUCAUCCCUUGUACAGCGGUGAUAGAUUUUAUGUAUUUGUUUGUUCAAUGUGCAAUAACGGGAAAGAAUUUGUUCGGCGUUUGGAAAUGAAAUGGGUAGAUCUGGUGCACCUGAUAUUGUACAAUCUGACUGUUUAUAAUGCUAAAAAGUAUUACGACUUGGACACCGUAAUUGUACCUUACGCAAAUGACAAUUGGUACACUUUACAACUUCCACAACGGAUUAGAGAUAUUACUGGUCAAAUACGGAGAGAAUCUAUAUUGGCGAUAUUGACAAACAACAGGAGCAGAUUCAAGUGUGGUAGAGAAAUAAAGAAGCGUACUACAAUAUGGGGCCUCCGUGUCAGACUUCCACCACCUUGUCCAAUUGUCAAUCUUCCAGAAACCGGCGAUAUAGAUGAUAAUGUGUUACGCAGUUGUUGGGGUGCUAAUAAAAGACUGCAAUAUCUUCCUCCACAGAUAGGACCUGUGAAUUUGCCAGAAAGUACAAAACAAUUGAUGGCAUUGAAACUGAGUUCGUCUGAGGAUGUAGAAAUUCCUGUGAAUCCUUCAGACUUAGUAAUGCGGGGGACAGUUUAUCAGAAUUCGGAAGCGGAGCAGAGUUCGUGUCCAAGUCAAAGUCCGACCAGUCAAUCGACACAAUCUUUAAGGGAAAGGUACAGCGGCGGCGGUUUUGUAAAAAAAUCAUUCCCAUUCCCCAAAUUGAGUCUACAAAGAAGACGUCGUUUAAUGGCAUUAGGUAGUACAAGGGAAAGAAUGUUACGUAAACAUAAAAAGAGGGAGAAAGACAAAGAUGCCGCCAUGGGGAAAUCUCAAGUAGUCCGAGAAGCGAGAUACAGGAAGGCGAGGAAAUUACUGAAGAACGCCAUCGCCAAGAGCAAGUCCCGAAGUGCAGAAGCAUCCGAAUUACCCCCGACACCUCCGACUUCCGUUUCCGGGCCGCCGACGCCACCGGCCACAACGUCGGGUAUGUCGGAGCUGUCCGUGCCGAGUUCCGUGGAUCUGAUGCAUCCUAUGCCUACACCUUCGACACCCGCCGACACGAGCGGCGACGAGACCAGUUCAAGAGGGACCCUCGACUCUUUCAUCCCACCACCCAAGGAUUUCGAAGGGAAGAACAAUCCGUUCCGAAACCUGGGCAAUCUAAUGAGCACGCCGGUGGUUAGCCUUACUCAAGCGAAUUCGAGUACGCCGUUACCCUUCAACCAGUGCCCCAUCACCUUGCCUCUACCACUGACGCCUGUGAUCCCUCAACCGCCGGUGGUGGCCAAGAGGCAGCUAUCGGAGAAGGAUAUUAUCGUCGACAGAAACGGGCAGGUGAAGCGCAGGAGGCAACAUCGACGAGGACGUCCAUCGCAGCAGCAGCAACAGCAACAGCAGCAGCAGCAAUUCCAACAAACCGCCAGCAAGACGGCGACUAUUCUGCCAGCUCGUAAUAAUGAAGUUAAAAGUGAAUUCGUCAGGAAUUUAAGAAGUUCAUUUAAUGGUGCCUCGAGCAGUGCGAGUAAUAGUCAAAUUGGAAAGUGUGUCGAUUAUGCCUUAAACGGUAGGAGGUUGAGACAGCGGCAUAGUAACGAGAAAUUACCUCCUCCCGAGCCGCAGACGCAACGGAAGGGCAGCAGCAUGCCAUCGUCGCCAAAGUGUUCGCCAGUGAAGCAAAGUGCGCCUGACAUAUCUCUGGAUGAGCUGAAGUCGUCAGUGAAUCUUUACUUCGGUGCGGCUAAUAGAAUAGCCGCUGGUGAAAAGUUCGUCAUCAAAGCGAAGAGGACAAGGCCGGACGGUCAGGCACAAUACCUCAUCGAAUGGGAGGGACUCAAUACUUAACGGUAAAUAAAUAAUAAUCAAGCUUAUACGAUGAGAUGUAUUGCAAUCGUAUACAAAGUUUUUAAGUUGACAUCAAGCUAAGUAAGGCAACGAUCAGCUGCCCGAACUCUUGUAAUUAAUUCUCUGUGUUUAACAGCGAAAAAAAAAGAGAAAAUUGUGACCUAUUGUUUCGCGUCACAUUAUGCACUGCCACUUGUUAAGUACAUUUCAUAAAAGAAAAAGAAUGUGACGCAUUUAUCGGCGUAGAUUGUGUGAAUGUUCUUGUAAAUGUACAAAUGCGCCUCGUUAAAUCAUCGGCACAACUCUCGUUGCGCUCUUUUUAUCGCGAUCGAUCAGUUUCAUUGCCGAUUGAUGAAUUUCCGUUUCAGUCGGUCUCGAACGAAAUUCAUUUGAUCGUCCAUCAAGUAGGAUAUUCGUGAUGUCGGUCCAUUUGAAAAAAAAAUCACGAAAGAGUAUACAAGAUAUUAUACCGUCCGUGUUGAUUCUCUGACGCGUAUAUCUUACUCUCGUACGUUCAUUCAUUUGGAAAAAAAAAGACGGAAGGCAUGCUUCUUGGAUUAACGUUUACAAGAACAAUCAGAUGUAUUGCUUAUCGAUUGUAAAUAGUGUAGCAUAGUAGACUUGCGAAAAGAAUCGAUGAAUGUAAGUUGCGUGAGAAAGGAAUUUCGCGAGCUUUACAUCCAUCGCCCCGAUGGAAGUGAAUUGGCCGAUCUUCCCCCGAUAUCGGGGACAAAUUAUGAGUAUGACGACGAGUAUAAAAGAAAAAAAAAAGGUCGAUGAAACAGACAGUUGUUCCUCUCACUUGAGCUAACGUACUAGCGAAUGUUGACGGUUGGUAGUGAAAAAGAGUAAAAACAAAGCAGACAUCCUGCAAAGAUUAUUUUUCAAUACACUCGUAGAGGUAGUCUUCGGCUCCUGUAACUUCAUUGUCUUGGACUACAUUUCCACGUAAAUUUUCGUCGAUGACAAUACGACACGAAUCAAAAUUUCAUCUCGAGAGACGAACUCGAUCUAUUAUAUACCGCACGCGCGUGCGUAAUUAUUUCCCGUUUACGUUUGCUCGAUAAGCAACAAUAAUGUCGCACGAAGUGCUACAGUUGUGUCGUUACAACUGUAUAAAUUAAUAUUAUAUUAAUAUUUCUCACUCUCACAGAUAUAUCACAGACUUAAAGCGGUGUAUUUGAGACGAUGAAGAUGCAGACCUAGCAUUGCUCAUUAUUAUACAAGAUUAAGAGAAAAAAAAAAAACACGACAUACCUGUUUCGUACCGUGUGAAAUUGAAAAAUCGUGCAUUCGAUGUGUAAGUGAUUGGCCAAGUUAUCUGUGCAAAAGUGUGCAUCAUAAGUCGCAACUAAAAAAAAAUAUCCAAGACAGUUUUAUCAUCAUCGGGUGUACAAUACGUGAGCUCAUUUUCGUGUUGUAGUAGCGCAUUGUAAAGAGAACGAGCGAUUCUGUCCUGCAUUGAAUGAGCUAGAACAGCUAGUAAAAGGGAGUGGGGAGGGAAAAAGGUGAACAAUCGCAAUUGUACAUAAAUAGAAUUUGUAUCGGGAAGCAGUCACGUAGCACACAAGAUCUAGACACGGUAGUAGUCGAUAAAUGUAACAGUGUCACAAAUUCUCUUACGAUAAUUUUUGAUACAGAUUAUUUUAUACAACUCUGGAUCCUGCUGGGAUUAUUGUGUAUAAGACGCAUUUUUGUACCUCAGACUGCACAGAAUCUAUGGUCAUAACUUACUAAUCAGAAACUAUCUGAAGCAACUAUGUAAGCGAUACGACGUGUAGGCAUUUGCAGUAGCCGUUGUUAGAGUGUCAAAUCAAAAGGAGCUUAUUAGAAGGAAUUCACUGACCGUUCUCGAUUUCCGUCUGCGACAGAUUUGCCGACAUUCACCAUUGCGCUUACUGAGAUUCCCUUUGUAUUUUGCGAGCGCACAAGCUCAUUCAUCACAACGCAUUGUUAAACGGGAAACUAGCAUGAUAUACGGAUUCAUCUUUCUUACUUGUUUGUUACGCGAAAUUCGCAAGAGAAACACGAAGUCUUCGCCUAUGAUCGAACUCAUGUGACUCUAAUGUAACGAUAUUUUGAGAGUGUUUUUAACAUACCUCGAUCUUCGUCAAGUCUGAGUUUCACUAGAAUAAAAACGAAUUGCUGGAUAAAAGUUGCGUUAUCUCAGGACGACGUUCGUAGUCAUCUUAAGUACAAGAUCCGACUGUGAAUGCCGUCCUCAGGUAGAGUCUCGUGCGAGUUUCCCAGUCUCUUGAAAUGAUGACGAAUCUAAUCGACGAUAAGUGAUCUAUCGCGUUUAAAUGGAUUUACUUAAAAUAAGUAACUCAUUGCCGCUAUAUUUAUUGAAACUUCUCAAUGCAAUAGCAUGUUUGCAUUUUGAUUUCGCGGAAGAGGCUCAAGGCAACAAUCUGAGGCCACUGUGGUAUGAGACGUUAAGUUCUUUCAAAAGAGAAGACGAGUUAAGUCUUUUUUUUCUCGUUAUACUUUUAGCAAGACUUCAAACGAGACGUGUCAACAAGAAAAUUUCGCGAAUCUUCCUCUUUCGUCGUAUAUAUAUAUAUAUAGUAAAAGGUUUUCUUUUUAGUGAAUAGUUUUGAUAAAAUUUGUACAAUAGCAAGUUUUGUAAUUCUUUCUUUCGGCUAUGAGAAGGAUUUACGUUUUGUAUGAAUAUCUCUUGUAUCAUUUGUGAUGUAUUCGUUAUCGAUAUUGUUUAACACUUUGAGUGCCACGCUGCAUCCCCAAAGUUCCCCGGUCGCACUGGGUACAACCAUACCGUAGUGUGUAGAGUCAGAUUACUCAAAAUAAACCAUACCGAUUGGAAGACGAUUGCAUGCAAAUUUUUAUUAUCCGAUGCGCAUUCAAUACGCUUAAUACGUCAACGCUAACGAUAUUACAGUGAUUUCCAGCCAAGUAAUCUCUUGGAGCAAAACACCACUGUAGUGAGAUUCGAUUCGUAUCGAAAGCCAUAACUUGCCGUUACUGAACAGUAAUGGUCUGUAAAUUGUAAAUUUGAUAUUGUUAAAGUACAAGUUCCGUUAAUUUGUUAUUUAUUAUUCGAUUCUAACAAAUUUUACAAUGUGAAGCAACAGUAUCAUUUAUUAACCAGUUGUUGUUCAAUGAUGUUUUUGUUGUUAAUUGAUCAAUGGGUCGCGCUGUUGUUGUCCGUUACCGCGUGGUAGUGCAUUCAGUUCAACUGUAGCGAAAAGUUAAUACUCGUAUCCGAUGUAAAAGAUGAUACCGACGUCGCUUCAAAAGUAUCUACGACGAAAAUAAAUUUAACGCAUGACGAUCAUAUGUAUACAUAUAUAAGUAAUGAUUUUACUGUGGUACGUUUUGGAUUUCUCUCAAGUAGUGUAAUUAUUGUCGAAAAUUAUGUGAAUAUUUCUGAGUAUAGGUAAAACCGUCGUACUUAGACAGAUGAAGGGAAACUCUCGUGUCACACAAGUGCGAGUAACGUGGCAGUCAAGGUGUUAAAGAAUGUUUUGCGUAAGAAUUAUACGCGUUUUUUCAUACGUAGUUCUAGCAAACCUUAGGAAGAUCUUCUUUGAGAUCCAUACCACAGCACAUUUUAUAGAUAUCUCUUUUUCUCCGACGUAGAUGAUAUUUGACGAAAACAAGAAAUGGACACUGCCAAAUUUCUAAGUUAUAUUUAAUAAAAGAAGAAAAAAGAAUGAAAAGAAACACGUUAGGUAAUGCUGCGUUAUAUGAUAUAGUAAUACGUUUAAUUAAUUAAUUAAACGUAUAAUUAAUUAAACGUUUAAUUAAUUAUUUAAUUCGUUUAAUUAAUUAAACGAAAUUUCUCAACUCGCGCUUAUCGUUGCUCGUCAUAUUCCACAACUUCCAUGCAUGGCAGACCAAGCCAAGUGGAAGACUCGGGUACAAGAUUUCGCGGAGACACGUUGCUGAUUUGCGACGAAACUUCGCAACGAACCGUUUCAUACACGCACCCGGCAAGUUUUCUCAUGAAUUAUAGCGUAGACUCUCGAGCGAUAUUCCGAAUUUCUUGGAGCGACACAUUAUUUCCGAAAGUAGAGUGACAAGCCGAGUCACUCGAAUUCAAGUGAUUUUUACCACUCUCACGCGGAAUGAGUGGUUGAGCGAAUAUUUUCAUUAUUCCACAGAAGUAUCUCCAGUAUCGAGUUCGCUCUGAUCAAUCCAAAUAUUCACUCGCGUGGAUUUGGAACCCACCCCGAAAUUGAGUAAAACAUUCGCGCUUAUUCUAUUCGACAUGACAGUAUUUUCAUUAUCACUUCGAGUGAGAUUUCACUCCGAGAAAUUCGAGAGCGUAGGCAGAAUUCCCCGCGAUCGGUGUAAGAGGUGGCGUAGGGGAGAAGUGUAAAACCUCGAUGUAAUCGGGAUUUAUAUUCAGCUUCAAAUGAAAAAUCAAAUCCGGAUUUGCAAUUUUACACGAGAUGCUCUUUAAUUGUGCGGCGAUAUACUUUGUGUGGGAUCGAUCUCGAGUAUAAAGCGAGUCAAGACGUUGGACGAUCACGGAUUAUCCGAGUUUUACCUUCUGGGUGAAAACUGGGUUAAAAAAAAGACGCUCGAAGUGCACACUUUUCCACAAUACUCAUUCUUGCCGUCAGUCCGUACUUUUUAUCUGCGAUAAAACGACGGAGUGUCCAAGUACAAUGACAGAGUGAUAACGGGGUAUUUUACUGAUAGUAUGAAAUAUAUUAAACGUGUGACACUUUAACGACACAGAGCGUGCACUUUGCAGCGCACUCUUGAAAUCGUUGCAAUUCAGGGACUAAGAUCGGACAUAUACAUUGAAUUUCCAAACGGUUUGAACAUUUUCUUUCGAUGUAGUUCGGAACAUAGUUGAUGGUCCAAUGAGAAAACUCGAUUGAUUCCCAGAAACGAAGUUCCCUCAUUCUGGGUUGGCAAGAUUCAAGAUUUUUUUUAGUAAAUAUUGCCCGUAUAUGCUACACACGUUCUUUUCUCGAUGUCGCAAUCUCGACGAAAUCUAUACUCGCGCGUUAUUUUCGACAGCAGCGCGAUUAUUUCAAAAGUACGCGAGUUUCAGCUUCACCCCCUGCCACUUCCCCUCGAGCGAACGGUAUUAAAAACAGAAUGCGAGAGGAGUCCCGUCGACGUUCCGCUAUCGCUUAUUUCCUUCUGUCGCGAAUAUUUAAAUAGGACAAAAAGAAACAAACGAACGAACGCCUAUUGGCGAACACGCAUGCGGAAGUCGACGAUGCAUCAUUCAACGACGCGGCCCGAGGCGACCAGCGUGACUUUUUAUACAAUUACACAAUAUUUCGUACGCGAAUUUUCCGUAUGACCUUUGCACAGUUAAGUAGUGUUUUGUACGCUAAUUUCCCGUAUGAUUUUUCCCGUGCGUGCGGCAAAGCGAUCUUCGUAGUAGUCGUCGAGAAAGAAAAGUCGGCUCUUCCGGUCCGGAUCUACAAUGUGUGAUAAACCUUCUUCAACCUUUUGCUCUAAGCGCUAAAUUUUAGCGUAAUUUCUAACAAAAACGCCCCCCAACGCUAUCAGGUGCCGCGAUUUCCUAGGUUCGAGCGUUAUUACGACUUUUUAGCGAUGCGGGAAUCGCCUUUUGUCAGAAAUUACGUUACAUUUCAUUGCCUGGAGCAAAAAACUAAAAGUAAAGUUUGAACAGCUCGGUGCAGAAAUCGGUUGGCUCAGUUUUUUUCUAAUUGUAUACUUUAGUAAAAACUGUUUCGUGCAAGGUAAGUUAUGCAAAUUUUUUGACGAGAAUCGUUAAAAUAUUUAAAGAUCGUUCUGUUAAUAUAUAUUUUUAGAUAAAGAUGGUUUUAUAUAGUAAUGAUAGUUUUAAUAAAAGAUAUUUCUUCUCAAAUGGAGCUGUCCAUCUCUCAUACGAAACGACAUGGAAAGUCGAUUAAAUCCGCUUGAAAAGUCAGUUUCGUUUUCGUCAAGUUCGUUUUCAUCGAACCGCAGAAUCGACCGGUUUUUGCACCGAACUCUUUAAUUAAUACAGGCCAAUAAGAGCCUAAUGCUAGUAAUUAGUUGCGAAAUUAAUUAAUUACUCGACCUACCAAGUCGGCGAACCUAACGUUCAAACGUUUCCAUUAUUACUGAAGAGGGUCGGAACCUACGACCGAAAUAUUUAGACAUUAAAUUCGUUGAUUUAGUAGGUCAAAUAAUUCUUUCACUUCCCAACCGAUCACUAGCGCCGGUUGUUAUUGACCUUUUCCAGUUACUCAAGGAUUGAACAUCCCGAAAGCCUUACUCGUGCAUUAUUCUUUUUUGUUAAAAAGCUAUGGGCUUAUUAUUAUUUAUUGUAAAUCCGGUCUCGAGAAGCAUCGAGCAAGGACGAUCUAGUUAAUUCUGAAAACCGGGUGAGAACACGUGCGUGGCGGCGGGACCUAUUCUGUAACUUUUCAACAACGCGUGCGUUAUCAAGCUUGUAACCAAACUUCUUAUCUCUUUCCAAAUUAUGUGUUCCGUCGAUACGUUUUUACGUUUUAAUUCCCUCGAACGACAAGAGCGCUGCGAGACCACUUGAUCAUCGACAUAACCGAAAGUAUUGUAUACGUGAGGUAUCUCGUCUCACUGAUGUAUAUUGUGUUCGAUUACACGACGAUACGGCGAAAAGAGAAUGUCGCGCAAUCGUUUCUAAAAAAAAAGAAAAUCUAGUAGCGUAAAAAGUACGUCAUAAGUUUUUCGUAUACCAGCAACGUGUUCGUCGAGCGAUUCUUAUUCGUGUAAAGCGUAUAUAUAUAUACAUAUAUAUAUACUUUCGACAAUAUUCUAACAAGAAGUGAGAAUCAUUUUGUGCAUGAGGUGUUCAUUAUUUCGCGCGACUCUCAUCAACGAAUGAUCGAUCGAUCGAUCGAGCGUCUUCGUGCCAACAACAAGAACAAGAACAACAACAGCAACAAUCACUGUCGGGACUGACCUUCUUUUAUUAUUUGCGAAAGGAGAAUGCACCACCAAGUCACACCGCCACUGUUCGUCGCACAUUCAAAUUUCGUAGCGGCGUUACUCCAGUAAUGAUAAGCGAGACUCGACGCGAUCGCAGCUAGCCGGCAUCAAGAGAGAGAGGGAGAGAGAGAGAACAGCCCACGUGGGUGACCGAAAUCGAUUCUGUAAUUUUCGCGCGGAAGAGAGGAAUGACUGUAACGCGUGGAACAUAGGCAAGGUAGUGAAAGAGCGUGUACUUCCUGCGAAUCCAUUUCGUUUGACUGUGUGUGCGUGUGUACAUGUGUGUGCGUGUGUAUGUGUGUGUUCUGUGCGCGCAAGCCUGUGUGCGUACAUGCGUGUAGACUCGUGCGAUAGACUCUAAAAGAGAGACGAGGCGAACGAUGCUUCGAAAUCGCGACCGUUCACGGCCUCGUUCACACCGAUCGCUUAAUACGCAGGUGCCGACGAACAAUUUUAUAAGAAAUUAUCAUUUCUCGCGGCGAGGUGCGAGUAAACGACGGUGCAUCCGCAUACGUUCGCCACCACCUGUUCGUUCGAAGACGUUCCUCGGAAACCGACCCUCACAGAUCACCCUGUAUUUCUUUCUCUCUGUAUUUCUCAUGUAAAGCAGACGAUGCGUUUCUGUCUGUUAGAUUGUUUGCUGGAUGAAAGUCGGCGCCAAUCGGAAACACAGGUUUGCCACAGACGCCGAAAUUGGGAGGAGUUAUUGCGAAACUUUAAAUGACAGAGAAAACCUGGAAAAGGGAGAUAUAAAAGAACCUGGAAUUUUGAACUUUGCUCACAAUUCCCUUAUGUGUUCUUAAAUUUAUUCUUUCUCCCAAUGCUCGUUAAUUUUUUGUUAGCCUGAAUUUGCGCUCAGGGUUAUAUUAUGUUGCUAAACUUUUGAGUUUGUGUUGCUUCUAAUAAUAUAAGCCUACUUUUUUUUUUUUAACAUAAACUUACCACCUUUCCUGCAAUGCCUGCUUCUAAACGUUAGACUUUAAGAUCACAUAUUGUUUGUGGGAAAAUCGUGGGAAUUUCAAAAUUCAUUUUCUGUGGCAACCCUGCAGCAUUUUUAGUACGUCACUGGGUCUCAUCAUAUCCAGCGCGAAAACAAGCACUUUAGCUCGCGUUCGAACAUCCUACUCGACUCGGGUUAGAGCAGCGAGUUUGCUUGACCAAUCAGGACAAAAAGAGUCAAGAUUACUUUAUCAUGAUUGUGAUUGAUUAAAUGCUACUCUACGUCGAGCAGGAUCUCCGAGCGCAGCAUAGAAGAUGAGUAACCGGUAUGUGAAACAGACUUGGUUCCGUUGAUGUAGAGCACAUAAGGAAGAACGUAUGUGCUGUCAACUUCUGCUGUGACACUCUGGUUUCUCUCUCUCUCUCUCUCGUGGGAGAUCACUGUGUUACGCCGCGAACGUGUUAACAUAUUGACUGGCGAGAACGAGUUAUCUCGUAGCUGACGCGCGAGAGGAGAAUUUCUCGGCUACGUCAGCUACCAGUUAGCUCGCGCGGGUCUCCCUGCGCGGAGACACGUAUUUAUAUCGAAUCGUGCUGAAAAAUAAGUGUAAUAAUCAAUCGACGUAUCGGAAUAACACGCUGGUUCUCCGAUGACGUUCGAGAAGCAAGUUCCUUGUUGUCGUCAAUGCGACAGUCAAUGUGUUCAAUCGGUGAGAAUCGUUUUUCCGGCACGUGUCGCGCGAUUAGGUGCGCCGUCGAUCACGCCCGAGCUGAGAUCGUCUGAGAGAAAGCUACUCAGUUUCACUCUAAGCGUAUCAAACGAUCGGGGUAAACACGCAGGCAUUGUUUCGUUCUACAGACGAGGCGCGUAGGUGCGAAAACCGUGAUAAGGAGGAGGAGGAGGAGGAAGAAAAAUGGAGGAAGAAGACGGAAAAAAGAGUGUCGUCCGUCUUUCGGAAGUUCGAAAUUCGAUUAGAGCAAUUGUCGCGAUUAGGGAAGCUUUGCGAGAAGGAAGCAUCGCGGUUCGCAAUCUGUCCUUCACGCUACGCGUUUGCGCGGACAAGCUCGUUUUCUCGGCGAGAUCGCGCGAGAAAGAGAAGGAGGACGACGAGGAGGAUGAUGAUGAUGAUGAUGAUGAUGAGGAGGAGGAGGAGGAGGAGGAGACGUUAAACCGUUUCGCCAAAAUUGAUGUGUGAUAGAACCACUUAUCUCCCGCGGAUCUCUCUCUGAAUUUACGUUUCUGCGUACAUUUCCACUUUUUACGACGUUAAUUCAGUAGUGGACUCUGUAUAUACACCGCGCCUGCGCUUGUACGAAUACUGCGAAUAUCGUCGUUCUUCGCCGGUUCCCUUCGGGUUCCCUUCCUCGCGCGUGUUCCGUCUCGCCGAGCGGAGAACGGAAGGAGCCGCGAAUCCUUCGCUAAUUGGUUGGUGAAUCAUCAUAUCAUGACGAAGCUCGAGAAAGACCGCUCUCUCGAGACAGCCGCUCUUCGCAUUGUACAUACACGAGACCGAGCCGGUCUCUCGUCUCUCGCUGCUCAUUCCGAAAAAUCGCUUUUUAACCCCGAGAGCAAACUGCCAGCGCUCGACAGUUCCCGGAGCGUAAGAGCCGCCGCCGGUGUGUUACACAAUUGGCCGCGAAGCGUGUCCGAUUGCAUUUUCCAUUUCACUGUCGAAGAUAUACUCUCUCCCAUCCUCUCUCUCUCUCUCUCUCUCUCUCUGUGACUCUAAAGCCCCGAAACGACAAUUUCGUUCUCUCUGUGAUAAGUACACAAGUUGUACGUCGCGCGCACGUCGUUGCGUAACACACGCUGCGGCUCUGUAAUUAGCCGGGUAAGCCCGUACUAGCCGCGCGUUAACGAUCAAGGGGACUCCGGAGAUUGAAGGGAACGAGAAGGGAAUCGCUCCUGAGCGGUUUUAUGUUUAUAAUAUACAUAUACAUAGAUAUAUAUUAUAUAUAGAUAUAUACAUAUAUACAGAAUGUCUCAUAACUACCGCCACUCGUGUAAUCCACGGAUUUCUUCAACGAUUUAGAAUCCAGCGUUUCCUCAAUAUUAAAGAUUUUUAGUCUCCAUAUAGUCUCUCUCUCUCUCUCUCUCUCUCUUUUUCUCUCGUAAUCGUUCAAUUCUAAACUCUCCGUGAAGUUCGAUAUUUACAAGUCCGAUUAGUUCUUGCAUCUCGUCGAGAUAUUAGCGGUAAAUUAAUAAAUUAGCAGUCAACGAUCGUUGUCUCCAUCUUCUCUCUUUCUUUCUUCUCUCACGACUUUUCCGCCUGGAAGAAAUCGAGACUCUAAAUAGGUGGGAAAAAUCCGUCGAUGCAGGCAGCGAUGGUCUUGGGACGCACCGUAUAUGCACGUAUAAAUAGUUUUUACUUAGGAUUAUCUCAACAAAGUACGAUCCUAUGUUCUCUGUUGUUUUUUUUUUUCAUUUUUUUUUGUCAUCGAGAGCUAUCGCCGCGCCGAGCGACACGGGGAUUCCACGUGUGUCGUCUUGAUCGUUGGCGCACGUGGUCCACCGACGGCGCCCCGGAGAACGCCGCGUCUCUCCUCCGUGUUCAUUGUUGUUUUACUCGGCUUGUUUUAAAGAGACUGAUAUAUCCAUGAAUUAACUUCGCUCUCAUUUUUCAUCACUUCAUCUCGUUUUUCAUCGUACCCGUGAGUGACAUGCGGAGAUCCACGUACAAAAGUAAUAAGCGAGAAGAACGAACGCGGCCGGUCGCGAAGAUCGCGACAUGGCCGAUGAUCACGGAAUAGCUGCUGUAAAGAGAGAAUAAUAAAUGACACGUGUAGAUCUAACGACGACGACAGACUUGGUCUGGUUUCUUCCCCAACUUCGCCUUGUAAAUAUACGGAGAUACCGAGUCUCUCUUCGCGCGAGAGACGCGGAGGGGGAAUAAAAAUCGCGAGAACGGAGAGUGCAGUCGUGCAUGGGAAGUUUCCGUUGGUGGAGCUGAACUUUUCCCGUUAUCUGCUCUGUAACUUGCAAUGACAGUGUCGCCUCUAUCAUAACGUUAUCGACGAGCAACUUUUCUACCAUAUGUUAUACCUGUGCAGCGAAACAGUGACACUGCCGUUAAAAGUUGCAGAAUAGACGUACUACGGGCAACGGAGGGACGGAACGAAAACUCUAUUGUAGGAACGAAUUCCUGCGGAAGGUUCCUGCUCUCGGUCGAUUGUUUUUAAUCGAGUUGUAAUACAGCCGAAUGUUCACACGAAUUAUAAUUUCAAAAUUUCCCCCAAAAACCCCUUUUUCCCCCAUUUUUCCGCGGAUUUCUGUCGCGAAAGAUACAAAAAUUCAUUCGGAGAAAUUCGCGUGUGUCGAAUAAAAUCUGCCGCAUUUACUUUCUUUCCGUAAAGAAAGUAUAAGAGAGGCGAAAAAAAUCCGCGGAAAAAAUUGGGAAAAAGCAGUGUUUCUCCGUGUUUUUAAAACUAUAACACGAAUCUGUCAGUUGCGUUGACAGAGAUGUUUUAUUUCUCGUCAACGAGUUUUCAUCUGGUCCCCACGCAGUUGCAGGAACCGAGUCUCGUUUCCUGUGUGAGAGUCGCGUGCAGUGAUGAUCGGAAAAGUCCGAAAAGAGUACGAAUUUUUAACACGUUUCCGUCGCUCCGAUUGGGGUCCGACGUUCAUCUGAUCGUUUAUUUCGCGUAUUGAAAAUGACUCGUGAAUGACGUUCGAAAGUCGACGUCAAUGUAGCACCACUGCCGCCCGGAUAGGCGACAGUUCUCCGCCCGUUGUCAUUGAUAAUGCAGCGAAGCGGUUCUCAAGCUCGCUCUUGGCCCUGUCCAUU